AUGGCAGACCAGGGCGAGGCGGCGAUGAUGCCAAUCCGCUUGCGCACUUCGAUUUCGGGUGCGUCUAUCCCGUAUGUGCCGUACAUGGUACCGACGCAUUGGCGCCGUGCGCAGCUGUCUACGUUGGUGAACAAGGUGCUUGCGAGCGCCGAGGGCGACGCAGGGUGGCAGUCGGUGCCGUUUGAUUUUAUCGCGGACGGCGACCUGCUGCGCAUGAGCUUGGACGAGUAUCUCACUCACACAGGCAAGUCGUCAGAGACGGCGCUCGAGCUUGAGUAUGUGCGCAGUACUUUGCCCCCAAAAUUUAGGGACGCCGCCAAGGCCGACGACUGGGUUGCUUCCGUCGAUGCUCGCAGUCCAGGGCUUGUACUGAGCGCUUCCUACGAUGGAAAUGUGCGGGUAUAUAAAAGUGAUGCACUUGAGAGUCCUCCGAGUGUAUACGAGCCGUCCUACGCGUCCGCAAGCACCUCACUCACUAGUGCGCGCUGGCUCGCGCCGCAGACGCACGCUGCGGUCGUGACUGGCGCAAUGAAUGGCACGGUAGCCGUAUGGCGUAUACCUGGAUCUGAAGCGCAAUCGUACAAGGUAUUUCAUGCGGCAGACUUGCGCCACCACCGUGGGCCCGUCACAAACGUCGAUAGUCAGCGCGCUCUGACAGACAUGAACACGCUGCUCAGUGCGGGAUGGGACGGAUCGAUUGCAAUAUGGGACGUACCGAGUGACGCACAUUUCCCUGCUGCACAGCGCGAGGAGGACGAGGAGCGCAGUAAAAAGCGUCGAGUGCGUAGCGGCGCACAAGCGACAAAAAUGGAAAACGCCGCGACUGUGGAGCCAACCGUAGUAUUGUGGCACGUCGCGCCAGCACUCGGCGAGCCUGCCGCGAAAAUGCUCGGCGCAGUGCAAACGCCGGGAAAUAAUGCGCGCACAUGCGCGAAAUUCGACACGAGCGAGCGCGUAUGGAGCGCAGCAUGGGACGGUUCUGUAAAGUUGUGGGAUUUGACCGCGGGCGCGAUGGCCGGUGAAAAACACACAGACAAGGUGCAUCUCUGUGUGGACCCAUUGCAAGGUGCGCAGCUUGUGACGGGCCAUAUGGACCACAGCAUUGCGAUGUAUGACUUCCGCGAUACCUUGACAAACACGGCAAUUUCAAUCGCAAAUGCACACGCCGCGGCGGUGGGCUCUAUUGCGGCACACCCCACCUCUGCCCACCUGUUUGCAUCAGGUGCAUACGACGGGAAGCUCAAAUUAUGGGAUGCGCGCUCGCCGAAGCAGGCCUUGUUUGCACUCACGCAGCCGAACCAUGUGUCUGGCACCUCGCAUGCACGCGGCGCAGCGAAGAUCCUUGGCCUCGGCUGGAGUGAGGACGGGAACAGUAUUGUAGCAGGCGGAGAAGAUUGCCGCAUUAGCAUAUACCAGGGUUCGAUAGCGUAA
Molecule: messenger RNA, 1431 nt
Organism: Malassezia vespertilionis
Lineage: Eukaryota; Fungi; Basidiomycota; Malasseziomycetes; Malasseziales; Malasseziaceae
Product: ribosome biogenesis protein ytm1
Exons: 1
Coding region: 1-1431 (476 amino acids)
Biological process (GO): ribosome biogenesis
Cellular component (GO): preribosome, large subunit precursor
Molecular function (GO): protein binding
Source: RefSeq, a predicted model, not a curated record